Molecule: messenger RNA, 4955 nt
Organism: Cynoglossus semilaevis (tongue sole)
Lineage: Eukaryota; Metazoa; Chordata; Actinopteri; Pleuronectiformes; Cynoglossidae
Gene: ctnna2
Product: catenin (cadherin-associated protein), alpha 2
Exons: 14
Coding region: 570-2516 (648 amino acids)
Biological process (GO): cell migration; cell-cell adhesion
Cellular component (GO): actin cytoskeleton; adherens junction; catenin complex
Molecular function (GO): beta-catenin binding; structural molecule activity; actin filament binding
Source: RefSeq, a predicted model, not a curated record
CAUUAUUGGUGGUAUAUAAAAUGCAUUGCAUUUUAGACACAUUUCUUUCUGCAUUCAUGGUGCAAGUUCUACUUUCUUUUUAACACUUUUUUGCAAAAUGCACUGAAGCAGAAACCACACCCUCCCAAAGAUCGGGUGGAUAGAUCAUAGGGUCGCAUCCUUACCCCAAGAAUGACGCAUGCGUAGUAGCCACCCCGGAUUUGACAACCCUCGGAUCCACCACACAGCCCCACUAUAUUGCCAAGCUCUCCGCUCGUAGCGCAUCAACAACUGCACCUGCCGACAAAUCUGUUGCGGUCGCAGCGCUGGGAGGGGUCAUUAUCUCGCAGGAAAUCGUCGGAGGAGUGGGAGGAGAAGGCCUUUCCCCAGACGCCGACAGAAACGUGUAGCCAUAUCUUCAGCACCACGGCGUUGAGGAAAGCGUCCACGUUUGACUCGAGCUGCACUUUGUACUCUCGACUCUGCUAAGCAGGUGGGCAGUUACAUUUGUGGGAAUACCCAGUGUGAACAAGCGCUGCAUAGACUUCGUGGACUUCCAGGAAGUGUCAUCUUAUACCUUUAACGAAACCAUGACGACAGCCACGUCCCCCAUCCUGCUGGAAUGGGACCCUAAGAGUCUUGAAAUCCGCACCCUGACUGUGGAGAGACUUUUGGAACCUCUGGUCACACAGGUGACCACCCUGGUGAACACAAGCAACAAAGGGCCGUCCAGUAAGAAAAAGGGACGUUCAAAGAAGGCCCACGUGUUGGCUGUAUCUGUGGAGCAGGCCACCCAGAACUUUCUGGAGAAGGGUGAGCAGAUUGCCAAAGACAGUCAGGACCUCAAGGAAGAACUUAUUGCUGCUGUGGAGGAUGUUCGCAAACAAGGGGAGACCAUGCGCAUUGCCUCAUCAGAGUUCGCCGAUGACCCGUGUUCCUCCGUGAAACGUGGCACGAUGGUGAGGGCGGCCCGCGCCUUGCUCUCUGCCGUUACCCGCUUGCUCAUCCUGGCUGACAUGGCCGACGUCAUGCGUCUGCUGUCCCACCUUAAAAUUGUAGAGGAAGCCCUGGAGGGUGUGAAGAAUGCCACUAAUGAACAGGACCUGGCCAACCGCUUCAAGGAGUUUGGAAAGGAGAUGGUGAAGCUCAACUAUGUGGCAGCUCGGAGACAGCAGGAACUUAAAGAUCCCCAGUGUAGAGAUGAGAUGGCAGCAGCACGUGGGGCUCUGAAGAAAAAUGCCACCAUGCUGUACACGGCCUCGCAGGCUUUUCUGCGUCAUCCAGAUGUGGCGGCCACACGUGCCAACCGAGACUACGUGUUCAAGCAGGUGCAGGAAGCCAUAGGGGGCAUUUCCAGUGCUGCUCAGGCCACCUCACCCACUGAUGAGAAACACGGCCACGCUGGGAUUGGGGAACUGGCUGCUGCCCUCAAUGAAUUUGAUAACAAGAUAAUCUUGGACCCUUUAACAUUCAGCGAGGCGCGUUUCCGACCUUCUCUGGAAGAACGUCUGGAAAGCAUCAUCAGCGGUGCCGCUCUGAUGGCCGACUCCUCGUGCACACGUGACGACCGCCGUGAACGCAUCGUGGCCGAGUGCAACGCUGUUCGACAGGCUCUCCAGGACUUGUUGAGCGAGUACAUGAACAAUACUGGCAGAAAAGAGAAAGGUGACCCACUGAACUCAGCCAUCGAUAAAAUGACCAAAAAGACCAGGGACCUGCGCAGACAGCUGAGGAAGGCAGUGAUGGACCACAUUUCAGACUCUUUCCUGGAGACCAACGUCCCACUCCUGGUGCUCAUUGAAGCGGCAAAGAGCGGAAAUGAGAAGGAGGUCAAGGAGUAUGCCCAGGUGUUCCGUGAACAUGCCAACAAACUGGUUGAGGUGGCCAAUUUGGCGUGCUCCAUCUCCAACAACGAAGAGGGCGUGAAGUUGGUCCGUAUGGCUGCCACACAGAUCGACAGUUUAUGCCCCCAGGUUAUCAACGCCGCGCUCACUCUGGCUGCACGGCCCCAAAGCAAAGUAGCCCAGGACAACAUGGAUGUUUUCAAGGAUCAGUGGGAGAAGCAGGUUCGCAUUCUGACCGAGGCGGUGGAUGACAUCACCUCGGUCGAUGAUUUCCUUUCUGUGUCAGAGAACCACAUCCUUGAGGACGUCAACAAAUGUGUAAUUGCUCUCCAAGAGGGAGACGUGGACACUCUCGACCGUACUGCUGGAGCCAUCCGGGGACGAGCCGCUCGCGUGGUUCACAUCAUUAACGCUGAGAUGGAAAACUAUGAACCAGGCGUCUACACGGAACGUGUGUUGGAGUCAAUCAAGCUUCUGUCUGAGACCGUUAUGCCCCGCUUUGCUGAACAAGUGGAGGUGGCAAUUGAGGCAUUGAGUACCAACCCCCCACAGGCGUUUGAGGAGAAUGAGUUCAUCGAUGCAUCCCGUCUGGUGUAUGAUGGCGUCCGUGACAUUAGGAAAGCCGUCCUCAUGAUACGGGUCACCACCGCCCAACGUUACGACACCUCUGGUUCUUGUAAAGCUCCGUGGUGAUACAUUACAGGGCAGAUAAUAGAUUCAGCACAACUCUACCCAGCACAUUGACUUCAUUACUACACUCGGCCAGGACCUGCCAUCAACAUGUACUGGGUGUGUGGUUGAAGUUCAUCCCAGUGACCCACGUACAUUUAAUUUAAUCAUUGUGAUUAAAUGGUAUGUGGAUAAAAUACCUUCCAGUGCUGAUUAAAAGUACAACUGGAUCACAUUGAGGUAAUAAAACGUCAGCUCAAAAGUUGUAGUAAUGAUGACUUUACACCUGUACAUGUUUUGAUCCAUCCUCUGCUCUGCAGCAGGGUAACCAUCCGUGCAGUUGCCAUGGUGAUGGCAGCCCAGUUAGAGCUGAAGCUGCAGAAAUCAACCAUUCUAGGUGGAAGGAAACUUGUUAAGCCACUGAUCCUAAUUUGAAAGACACUCCUGUGAGGUCUUUGUAGCCAAAUAUGCAGUUGAUGUUGACGCAGCAACGAUUCCCACGAAUGUCAGACAGCAGAAAUCAGCUUUGAGGACAAAGUUAAAAUCUGAUUGGACAGCUUUGUGAUGCAUGUGCAUGUUUUUUUAGUUCUUAUUGCCCUGUGUUUGACCUCCACUCAUUUGUAUGUCAGCACACACUGUUUGGAAUUAAGUAUGUCAUCCAGUAAUGUCCUUCGCAAGAAAUGAAUUUCAUUUAUAAAUCAAUAUCUGUGCCAAGUUUAGAUCAGACCGGCUCAGCUGCUAAGGUCCUCUGAUUGAAUCUCUAUCUCACUUAUUAAAAAAAGACUCAGCUGUGUCCACAGCAGCAAAGAAGAAGUUUCAUCAGCCUUUAUUGUCCAUAUGCAAAUAAUUAAAUACAACAUUUGUCAUCUGCGUGUAACCCCAUUUCUGGGCAGCAGUGGGCAGUUUCUGCAGCAUCUGGGCGCAAGGCAUUUGGUGCUCAACAUAGCAAUACAGCCAAGGUGGGAUUCGAACCAAGAGGCUCCUUAUGUUCUUCCUAGGUUAGACCAAUCACAGCUCACUCUGUUUAUCUGUAUAGUGUUUCACUGUGGCUUGGUUCACUGUAUGAUUGUUUGUUCUUCCGUCCUUGAAACACUUUCCUGGUUGAUUUCUUACAUAAAAAAACAAGUCAGCCUCAGUCCAAAGCCAACCCACUCAGGUGUCCAAGGGUACAAUUAGGUCAUAAAGGUAAAAAACACCAUUGUACUGCACUUAUUUGGAACAUAGCACGGGUGGCAAAUACGUUGGUUAGAAUAUACUGCAAUAAUCUUACAAGAGCAUCUUACACUCGUAUUGAGCGAGUUAUUACAAAUUGCACUUAACAAUACUCAAAAAGCAGUGUCUGUUCCUCGGGGUUUGCUAUCGCAACGUAAUUACCAUAGAAAGAAAACAUUUCUCCCGGCGCUCAUACAGAGCUCUUUCUAAUGGUGUGUUUGUCCGAGAAAUAGUUACUUUUGAAUGGAUUGUUAUUAAACGAGGCUGCGUACACUAUCAAUAAGUCCAGAGAAAUAUUCCUCUCUACAGCUACUGACUGUGCUAUUUGGAACAUAGAAAACCAAUGAAGCAUCCUGGGCUGCUGAAAAGCUAAAUGAGUUUAUGGACAGGAAGAAGUUGCAAUGGAUUCUCAAGGCAUCGUAAUUCUGAACCGGCAAAUGUUCAGUUUAAUGAGGAGAUUUAAUGAACUUAUAACAGAAAGAAAGAAAAUCAGGAUUUAAUAAAAGUUUGAGAGGAAUAUCAUCACAGUGAAAUUGGAUUUAUUUAAAUGUGCUGUGUUGUCUUCUUAUUUACAAACAAAUUAUGUAAAUUAUUCCUGCAAUAAUUUUUGUAGAUAAGGUCGCCGUGUUUAGGAUGUGAACUCCUUAAGGGAGUGCUUUUGCAGUAAAGAUAUAGAAAAACAAGCACAUUUUGUUUAGUGUCAGUGCAGCUGACUUGGAUUGAUGGUAAAGUUGCUUUGAAGAUAAUGUCAUCUUUUUAACUUAACAGUCUAACAAAAAGUUUUGCUCCCAGAUAUAGAAACCCAUUGACACACCGUACCCUCCUGGGUAAACCCACCCUGCAUUAACAUGCCUUAGGAAGUCAACAAGGCAGCUUCUCACAUCACCUAGAGAUAGGUGUGUCUGUUUCCUUUUACCUGCUGUGUUUGCUGGGUGGUAAUCAGUGUGAUCACACUUACCUGUGUCUCUGACGUUGAUCUCACUCAUGUCACCUGGUGGCCUGGGUGUGUUUAUGUACCUCUCUCCCUCACUCAGUUGUUGUUCUGUUGUGUUCAGGUUAUUUGGUGCUGUUCUGUGUGUUCUGUGUCUGUGCUUCAUGUUUGUAGUUCAUGACCGUUGGUGUUCUUGCCCUUUGAUGUCCAGUAGAACAGCAGUAAGUUUGUGUGUGUUUGCACUUUAUAAAUAAACUUGCUGCACCUAAAGAGACUGCGUUUUGCUCCCGCCUGCUUCCUGACAUGUCAGCACGUAACAG